Molecule: messenger RNA, 1257 nt
Organism: Eutrema salsugineum
Lineage: Eukaryota; Viridiplantae; Streptophyta; Magnoliopsida; Brassicales; Brassicaceae
Product: peroxidase 58
Exons: 4
Coding region: 64-1056 (330 amino acids)
Biological process (GO): response to oxidative stress; hydrogen peroxide catabolic process
Molecular function (GO): peroxidase activity; heme binding
Source: RefSeq, a predicted model, not a curated record
CCACAAUAUCCUCUAAGCUUAUUUCUAUCUCUCUGUUUUGUUACAAACGGAGAGAGACCAAAAAUGGGUCUAAGCAAUAUUAUUCCCUCGCUUUUUCUCUCGAUUUUGAUGUUUGGGCUUUUGGGCAAUAAUGCUCAACUUAGCUCUGAUUUUUACUCCACGACGUGUCCUAAUGUCACAGUCAUCGCUCGGGGUCUGAUCGAGCAAGCUAGCCGUGGCGACGUCAGACUCACUGCUAAAGUCAUGCGUCUUCACUUUCACGACUGCUUCGUGAACGGGUGUGAUGGUUCGGUACUAUUGGACGCUGCUCCUGCGGAUGGAGUAGAGGGUGAAAAGGAAGCUUUCCAAAACGCUAAUUCUCUUGACGGAUUCCAAGUGAUCGAUGAUAUCAAAACCGCCCUCGAGAACGUUUGCCCUGGAAUUGUCUCUUGUGCCGAUAUCCUUGCUAUCGCAGCUGAAAUCUCUGUCGCACUGGCGGGAGGGCCGUCAUGGGACGUAUUGUUAGGAAGGAGAGAUGGCCGGACGGCGAACCGUGCGGAUGCGGUGGCUGCACUUCCACUAGGACCUGACUCUCUCGAUGUUCUCACUUCUAAAUUCUCCGUACAUAAUCUUGACACUACCGAUCUCGUCGCUCUAUCUGGUGCUCAUACCUUCGGGAGGGUUCAGUGUGGAGUGAUAACCAAUCGUCUACACAAUUUUAGUGGUAACAAUGGACAGUCCGACCCGAGUAUUGAACCGGAAUUUUUGCAAACGUUGCGACGACAAUGCCCGCAAGGCGGAAGUGUCACCGCGAGGGUCAAUCUUGAUCCUACGAGUCCGGACUCAUUUGACAACGACUAUUUCAAGAACCUUCAAAACAACCGUGGAGUCAUUGAAUCAGAUCAAAUCUUGUUUUCUUCGACAGGAGCGCCUACUGUGUCUUUGGUGAAUCGUUUUGCAGAGGACCAAAGUGAGUUCUUUAGGAAUUUUGCGAGAUCUAUGAUCAAGAUGGGAAAUGUAAGGACUCUCACAGGAACUGAAGGAGAGAUUCGUAGAGACUGCAGACGGGUCAAUUAACACGUUUUGCAUUAUUGCAUGUUCAAGUGAUCAAAUUUUACUUCUUGUUAUAUAUAGACGAAAUAAGUGGAAGUUGUGCUUUUCCACAAACGUUUUUCUUCUUUUGAUUUUGUAUAUUAAGGCUACGCAUGCCAUUGUUUAUUUGUAAUUGUAAAUCAUAUAUAUAUAAUAUGAGAAGAUCUAGCUUCACGUAUUUGUUAA